CAGGUGACCGCACUGACUGGAGGAGAAACAUGGCGGAGGUGGAAGCGAAGUCUCUGAGCGGCCUGUUGAACGGGAUCGCUCAGAGAGUUUACUACGGCAACCCGGAGGUCACCGAGCAGCUGCUGAGGGAGCAGCUCUUCCCGGACCUGAACCAGGACCAGUUCACGGCCCUGCACGACCGGAUGAAGGCGCUGCUGAAGUCUAUCGCCGCGGCCGACAUGGACCACGCCCAGCUGGAGGCCUUCCUCACAGCCCAGACCAAGAGGCAGGGCAGCAGCGGGCUGACCGCCGAACAGGCCGCCGCCCUCUCUCGCUUCUGGAAGAGCCAGCGAGUCCGGGUGAGGGAGAGUCUGCUGGCUCAGAGCCGCUGGGAGCCCGGCCUCAGGGGCCUCUCCUGGAGGGUGGACCUCCAGACCGCAGCCAGCCGGGGGGAUGCGGCCCACAGCGGCCCGGUCGCCCUGAUGGAGCUGGAGCUGGGGAGAGCCGGCCAGGACUCAGAGUUUGUGUGUCUGGAGUUUGACGAGACCAACGUCAACCAGGUGCUGAAGAAGAUGGCUGAUAUCCAGAAGAGCAUUGACAGCAUCGUUCAGCGCUCCUGAAACUUUUGUCCUCAUGCAGCAGAGAAACAGCUGCGACUGAACAACUCAAUGGCUGUUUUCUCUUCGCUGUGCUGUUUCAUCUCGUUCGACAGCGUCACACAGAAACAGGAGUUUUUCUGAUCUGUGUUUGCCAGAAUGGAUCCAACAUGGCUUUUGCACAGAUUGAACAUACUGUAUAAAACACAUGAUCACAUGUGAUUGACUUGUUAAUGGACCAACAUUUGUUUUUUUUAUUCACUUAACCCACAAUAAUUCAAAGUGCUGGACUGUUUUACUGUCACUGUUUGUAUCAGGAUGCUCAUUUUGAGGAAGGUUCCUCUCUGAUCAUGGCAGCAAACAAAUUGACCUUUCUUGAGGAAGAUGAGGUUAUUGAAGUGUUUCAGAGUCUUAGUAAUUAGUUUGAACCACCAGUUUAAAGCAGGGAUUUUUGGAUUGUGCUAUGAAGAAAAAACGGGAAACAAAAAUCUUCAAUAUGACUGCAGUGUAAUGUGAACAUCAUGACAAAGAUGAUGUGACUUUCACGUUAUUUUUUGAAUGUGGCUCAUAUCAGAUCACAAGUCAUGGUCCUAAAGUGACCUGUGAUCUGAUAUGACCCACAUUCAAAAACAAAAAACUAAUAAUUUAGAGUGAUGUAAAAGUCACAUGACUUCUGAUAUAACUGUUCACACUGAGGUCACAUUGCAAACAAUCACACUGUACCUGAUUUGGAGCACAUACAUAUGAAAGCGGCUCGAUCAGAAUUGAAGAGAUCAGAUUUAAUGUGAUUUGUGCUGUUGGUUUAACAUGCUAACAUUAGCAUAGCAAUGUCUAUGUUGAGGUCAAAAAUUCAAAAUGGCCGACCUCCUGUUGGGUUUGGGGUACGGGUCCUUAAGGCUUUUUUACCCGUCUGGAGAUGAUCUACACGUGUACUGAUUUUCAUACGUAUAGGUGAAGCGCGCUUUAUAAACCUGCUCUAUAGGGGACGUUGUCGAGCCAUUUUUUGGUGAUUUCAGCUUUGAGCAACAUUUGCUACAGAACUCUACACUAUUAGUGUAUAAAUUAUAAAGCCUUUUGUUCAACAAAAACAAGACAAACUUCUGUUUUCAUUCCUUUAAGGGUCAUUGAACUGUGAAACCGUGUUAUCAUACCGAGAAAAUCUCAUAUCGUUGCUGUGAUAUUAUCAAACUGUUUGUACAUUUGCAUGAACAUUUAUCCCACAGCAGUACAGCUGACAAAGUCCAGUCUGGACUGAUAAAAGUUGGCCUGGUAUUGGCAUCAACAGACAGAGUUUAGAGCGUCCUGUUCCUUUAAGACAGUCCUGAGCCCACCUGAUCAGCACUUUAAGGCUUUAAGGAAUUGUUAUAAAAUGGACGGGUUAUAUUACUUCCUGUAAAUGAAUACUUGACGAUAAUAUAAUACAAUAAAACAAAGUUUCAUUGUGUUUAGCUUAUUUUUCUGUGGCUGUGUUCAGAGACGAGGACCUCUGACGUGCACUAAAAGGCUGAAAUCGACUUAAUAAACUCAAUUGUGCAUUUACAACCCAACACAAGUUUGUGCCAGUUAAGAUUAAAAGCGAUGCUGAGUCAUAAACAAAAUUAAA
Morone saxatilis (striped sea-bass) is the source of this 2178-nucleotide messenger RNA. RefSeq names its product copper metabolism (Murr1) domain containing 1 (gene commd1). The record is from RefSeq and is a predicted model, not a curated record. Gene Ontology annotation, biological process: negative regulation of sodium ion transmembrane transport; negative regulation of protein localization to cell surface; regulation of proteasomal ubiquitin-dependent protein catabolic process. Lineage: Eukaryota; Metazoa; Chordata; Actinopteri; Moronidae. Gene Ontology annotation, cellular component: endosome. The transcript is spliced from 3 exons. Bases 30 to 599 code for a protein of 189 amino acids.